Molecule: messenger RNA, 1359 nt
Organism: Prorocentrum cordatum
Lineage: Eukaryota; Dinophyceae; Prorocentrales; Prorocentraceae
Source: the annotation of a GenBank genome assembly
AUGAAUUUCUGGACUCAGAGUCGAUGUCGAAUAACACGUCUGAAAACGCAUGGGCAGAAAACGAUUGCGCAGGUGACGCAGGUUGACGGUCGGAGUUGUUAUCCGAGUAUCGAAGCAAGUUUCCGACCUGGAAGUUACAAUGGCGUUUCGAUGUCGAGAGACAGGCGCAGAUGGAUUGCCCGCAUUACUUUAGAUGGACGGCAGUCGUGGUUGGGUACGUUCAGCAAUCCAAUUGAUGCAGCACUCGCAUAUGAUGCCGCUCUGCGUACAGCUAACCUCGACGUCCCGAGGUGGCGCUAUUUGAAUUUCCCGACGCCUGAGGAAGUCAACAUUAUGCAGGCUGAUAGCACAUCGGAGCAUCGCAGACGUUCAAAUCUUAAGCUUUAUGGCAACAACUUUUCGAUUGAGGCAGCGUCCAAAGUAGCAGUUGAAAAGACAGUCGGAUACCACUUCGAGGUGCGGUGGUUAGGUGAGGGCACCCGGGCUGAUGGCAUCUUCAGGCCGCAGCAGCACACAGCAGAUGAGUGGAUCGGCAUACAAGUAAAGGCUACUGCAGGCAGAAGGGGGGGCGCGCAUCAGUUCACGGGGACGAAGGAGUACGCUGGCCUCAUGCUGGUAUGUGUUGCGCUAGACUGCAUGCAGUUCUGGAUUAUCCCAGGGGUUUGCAUAUGUGCAAGAAAUUUGUCGAUCUCAGCCGGAGGUAAAUGGGACGCAUAUCGUCGCUGUGUGGCCGGCGUGGCCGAUGCACUACACUUGGCGUGGGGAGAUUGUGCCAAGUUUGCACGGCAGCCAGAGGCUGUAUGGGAUAUGCCAGUUUCGGAGCGUCAUCAAAUUGAAUAUUUAGCAUACAAACUGAGUAAAAUCGUGCUGGAAGGUGUUGGCAUCUUCGUUAGCAGACCCUUUACGCAGAUGGGUGCAGUUGAUUUUCUUUUGAACGGUAAAGUGCGUGUUCAGGCGAAAGCUCGCACCCGAAUGUCAAGUACCAGCGUUGGGAACUACAACAUCAUUUUGCGACGGACAGCUGGGAAUGGAAUUUAUCCGCGUUUUUCAUCCGACGAAUUUGACGCGCUUAUAGUGCAAUUGAUCAGAGGCCAGAGGUUGGUCGGCAUAUUUGUUAUACCUAUGUUCGAACUGUUACAACGUGGCCUUGUAGCUCCAGGCAUCCCUCGCAGAGGUGAGCAGAGCUCGUUGAUGUUGUACCCCCCGUGGUCGUUGCCAAACACAGACAAGGCACGCAGUGCGAAGGCAUGGCAGUCAAAGUAUUUCUUUCAACUUGAUAGCGGCUUGGAGGAAGGCGACGCGCACAGGUUACAGAACUUACUUGUUGGUGCGAUCCCCGAAACUGCCAACGUUCUAUGA